GAAAAUCAUAAUAUUUCAACUAUAAAAGUAGCUGUGCGAUUCUCAAUUUAAUCACGCAAAGCUGUUGCUACUAUCAGAGAAAUAGAGAGGGAGAGAGAGUGUGUUGGGGUUCUGACUUCUGCAUCGGCGAUUAGAUCUCAACCACAGCGUUCAUCAUGGUUCUUUUACAGCUAGACCCGUUUCUUAAUGAACUCACUAGCAUGUUUGAGCGCAGCAACGAGAAAGGUUCUGUUUGGGUUACUCUUAAGCGAUGUACGUCAUCCUUAAAGUCUAAGGUGCAGAGGAAUAAAAUGGCGACUGCAGGUGAAGCAAUUGAGUAUAGAUGCCUUAUCCGUGCUACUGAUGGGAAAAAGACGAUUUCUACUUCAGUUGGAGCAAAGGAUCAUCAGCGCUUUCAAGCUUCUUAUGCAACUAUCCUCAAGGCCCACAUGACAGCUCUAAAGAAAAGGGAGAGAAAGGAUAAGAAAAAAGCUGCAGAGGGUGAUAAGAAAGAAGGGGCUGCGAAGAAGCCCAAGAGGGUGUAAAUAAUUCCCCUUUUUACUCCUUAGGCUCCUCCUCCUUUUUGAGAAAGAAAAAGAAAGAAAAAAAAAAAAAAAAAUCAACUUGAAGCAAGUUUAGGGACGAAGUAUAGGUUUUUUUUAGAUGUUACCUUUUGAUUGAUGGUAUUUUCAUGACCUGGUUGAAUGGAAAGAUUUGGAAGGUAGUCUUUAAUGUUCUGCAGCUAAAAUUAAUUUUGAAAAAAUUGUAGGAUAUAUUUAUUUUUUUGUUUUCAGCCUUGCGUGGAUUUGUGUUCUCAAAUUUCCUGAAGUCAACAUCAAAAGAUACAAAUUGCACUAAAAUCGAUUGAUUGGUAUAAAGUGAUUAGUAAACAGAUGAUAUGUAAUCAUAUUUGCUUAAAUAGGAUAUCUGGAUAUGUGCUUCUUCAUCUUUUAACAGAUAAUGAGAGUAGUAUGUUGGUUCAGAUUUAUAUAUUCUUGGCCAAAUGUAGAUUAUUUUUCCAGACAUGACCAAAAUCUAUAUGUUGUUGGAUUAUUUGCAAGAUGCUGUAAAAUAAACCUUCAGUUUUUUCAA
Messenger RNA from Corylus avellana, 1071 nucleotides. RefSeq names its product Signal recognition particle, SRP9/SRP14 subunit. Gene Ontology annotation, biological process: SRP-dependent cotranslational protein targeting to membrane. Lineage: Eukaryota; Viridiplantae; Streptophyta; Magnoliopsida; Fagales; Betulaceae. Gene Ontology annotation, molecular function: endoplasmic reticulum signal sequence receptor activity; 7S RNA binding. The record is from RefSeq and is a predicted model, not a curated record. Gene Ontology annotation, cellular component: signal recognition particle, endoplasmic reticulum targeting.